Molecule: messenger RNA, 4084 nt
Organism: Portunus trituberculatus (swimming crab)
Lineage: Eukaryota; Metazoa; Arthropoda; Malacostraca; Decapoda; Portunidae
Product: neprilysin-3-like
Exons: 2
Coding region: 191-2632 (813 amino acids)
Biological process (GO): protein processing
Cellular component (GO): plasma membrane
Molecular function (GO): metalloendopeptidase activity
Source: RefSeq, a predicted model, not a curated record
GCAAGGAGAAAACAUUAGGAUGCAAUAGGUAUCUCCCCUGCGGCUGCAUACCGGGGCUAGUUCACAAGACACAGCAGCCCGCAGUCCACCGCGCUGUUCAUUGCGGCAGUACACGCGUCCCCUGUCUACGAACAAUAUAUCGUCCGCGAAACACGUGUCACGAACGAGGUGUGUGACGAACAUCGUGUCCAUGGAGACGGAGAGCAGCGGUGAGGAUGAGUCUGCCAGCCAACACUCACCUCGACUGUCACACUCCCAGCUCCAGCCACAAGAAUCAGGUGACACAGAGGAAAACAGUGAUGAUGUAGUGUCGCACCAAGAGUCAGCUCUCUUCCUGUGUGAGGACGCAGCACCGAUCCUUUCCUGGUCCAAAAACCGAAACGUGAAUCCACACGGACUGCUCGUGAAAUGGCACAGUGUGAAGAGGAGGGUGUGGAUCAGUGCUGCUGGACUCUGUUUCAUCAUAGUUUUCGUCAUCUUCCCCUUGCUGUAUUUCAUGCGGCCUUCCACUCCUCCCUCUGGGAUUGAUCGUGAAGCACAGGUUCACAGUUUUCUUACUUCAAUGAUGAAUGAAGUUGAAAAAGCUAUGGACACUAGAGUAGAUCCCUGCCAUGACUUCUACCAGUACGCCUGUGGGAAGUGGGGUAUUAUUAAUCCAUCAGUUCAUGAUGUAUUGAGAUCAAGCAACUUUCAACAAAUGGAACUCUUACUUUCGAAUGCCAUAACUUUAAAGUUCAGCACUCAUGCAGAUCCACCAGCAGGCACUGAAAACACUGACCCAAUACAAGAUGCCGUACAUUUUGUUCGUUCCCUUGCAGUUAACUAUUACAAAUCUUGUCGAAAGGAGGAACUCUUGUCAUCGAGAGGCGUGACUCCUUUGAAAGAUGUUCUAAGUCAAAUGGAUCAACUGUAUCUUGAUGUCUCUCAAAAGUCUGAGCCCCGUCAUGCAUUUCAGAAGGUACUGGAAUUCGUGCACCACAAAUUGCAUCUACAUGUCCUCUUUAGUUGGAAAGUCGAAGCGGAUACCUCAGUUCGGGAUGCCGUGGUUAUUGAACUAAAUGUACCCAACGUAUACUUUAUAGAACAAGGAACAGAUUUACAAGGCAAGGAGAAGCUUAUUCGCACAUAUCGUCAGUAUGUCAAAACACUCCUGGGAAUGGUUGGCAGCUUUAACAGCAGUUUGGAUAAUGAGGUCGAUGCAGUUCUCGAACUCUUCAAAAUCUUCCGGCCAAUGAAUGGAACACUGUUUGGUUACAAGAAAACCGUUGAAAACCUGAACAAGUUAGCCCCUUUUUUAGAUUGGCAGGAGUAUUUCAAUAGUGCUUUUAAUAGAGUAGGAAUACACAUAACAGUGAAUGAGUAUGUUUUUUCACAAAUCCAAGAUUACUUACGUAUUCUUUCCAAACACAUAUUAUCGGAAAUUUCUACCAUGGGACUUGAGAGACUCUAUGUCUACCUCCGAUGGGAGGUGGCCCAGUUUUACAGCCAGUCUCUUCAUAAGCCAGCAAGGGACACUAUUCUCCCAUUGAUUGAGGAGUUAUCAAACACUAAUGUACGAGUACCCACCUAUCUUAAGUACCGUGUUCACCCUUGCUUGAUGGAGGUGGAGAAAAGGCUUCCCUUGGUCUUGCAUCACUUGGUGCUGGAGACCGUCAGUUCUCGGCUACCCAAAGGAAUAUCCAUCAAUGACAACAUACGAGUUACAGCAGAAAUAGCUGAAAUAAUUAAAAAACAGUUUGUAAUGAACAUAGAGUCUUUUACAUGGUUAAACACAAAUGUGAAACACUUUAUACAAGAAAAGCUGAGUAACGUUAACGUAGAGGUUGGCUAUCCGCCUAUCGUAAAUCAUCCCCUUGACCUAAAAGAGUAUUAUCAAGAUCUUACACUCACCGACAACUUUUUUACCAAUCAAAUGGAAUUAUUGAAAUUCAAUCAAGACAACUUAAUGAGACUUCUGAGGCGACCACAGAUGUACAGUGACUGGCACCUUAUAACUCCCACGACUGUGACUCCCUUCUAUGCAUAUCGUACCAAUGCCAUAUUGCUUCCCCUUGGAGGACUCAUGCACCCAGUGUUCCACACUUACCUCCCUGCCUACAUGGCCUUUGCCUCCAUUGGAUCACUUAUCGGCCACGAAUUAGGUCAUGCCCUGGAUACAAUGGGUCGUGGCCGGAAUUUGUACGGGAAAGUUAACAGGACAAUCUGGGAUAAAACCAUAGAUAAAGCGUUCAAUACACGAGUUGCGUGCCGCGUGAAGCAAUACACGAAGGACUAUUAUCCCAUCCGACACUGGCUCACCACCAAUGAAGUGCUGGCUGAUGAUGCAAGUGUUCGUACUGCAUUUAUGGCAGCAGCAACCCACUUUCACUCCAUCUGGCUACCGGACAUAGUAAUGAAGUCCUUGGUAACACUGAAUCUUUCCCCGAAACAGUUAUUUUUCGUGUAUUAUGCUCAAGUGUUCUGCUCAUCACUAGUUCAAAAAGAAAAUCCUUCAGGUAAGCCGAAACCUCAUCCUCCUGAGAAGGCGAGAAUUACUGCUACCCUUGCAAACACUCCGCAAUUCAAAGAAGUGUUCGGCUGUCAGAAAGGUACCAAAAUGAAUCCACAAACAGAAGAUUGUCAAAUAUGGUAAAUGAAUUCUUAAGAGUUGACUGUGCAAAAAAAAAUAAUAAUAACAUUAGAAAAUAUCACUGGCAUGUCAAGUGUGCACCUGUGAGUUUGUUGUAGCUGCGAAUGUACCGUCCGUGUACCCAAUCAAAUACAAAAACAAAAGAAAGCAUAUACAAGAGAAAGUGCUGACAUACAUUGUUGUCCUUGAAGAGAAUGCAUGAUGCUUACCAAAGAAUAUGAAUCAAAUACAAGAAUGAGAAGAAUGGGGAAGCGCAAAGUAGAAUAAUAGAAACUCUCUCUCUCUCUCUCUCUCUCUCUCUCUCUCUCUCUCUCUCUCUCUCUCUCUCUCUCUCUCUCUCUCUCUCUCUCUCUCUCUCUCUCUCUCUCUCUCUCUCAACAUAUCUUCCCAUACUAUAAUUACCUUGUAGGCAAAUUAAAGUCAUCAAUAUCUAUGCUACUCUUAACAUAAUCUUCACAUCUAAACCGUCAAAAGUUUCAUCAACAUUUCCUCCUCCUCACUAUUUGUAUCAGAUCUUUUAUGCUCUCUCAUUAAUUUCACCGCCCAUUCUGCUUUCAACACGUGUAUCUUGAAAGUAUUUUUUUUUUUACUGCUGAAAUUUGAAAUAGAAAGAGAGAGAGAGAGAGUGUGUGUGUGUGUGUUUGUGCGUAUGUGUGCGUAUAUACGUACAUUCUACCAAGAGCUUUUCUUUACAUGUCGCUACGGUAUUAGUGAAUAAAUUCGUAGAUGAAAGGAAGAGAAGACAUCCAGACCAGUCAUCUUGCGGGUCAGGUGAUACACUGAAGGUGGCUGGAAACAUUGGUAGUGAGGGAAUAAAGGAUGCAUUCAUACAAAGAGUGUUGCAGGACGAGAGAAGUGCUUAAUAAAUAGGGAAGGAAAGGCCAGUGUGGUAUUAUAGAAAUGUCUUCGGUGUUCAGUAAUUGUAUAAAUGUAUGUAAGUAUUAUGGGGAGUAAUGUAAGUAGGGAAAUAUAUGUGAAAAUAUAGAAAUAAUAUGUGAUAACCACUGUGUUGAACCUGCAGGACAGACCUCAGCACUUCAUUUACUCUGUGUCCAGUGAAAUAUUUGUUUUGUCUUACGUGUUAUAUAACUUAGCUCACCUUGUCCCAUGGGUCUUAAUGUUUACUUUGAACUGACUGACUUGUACUUAUCCAAUUAUUUACCAUACUAAAGGAUUAAUACCAACCAAUUACCUCUCCCUCUCAAACUAGGGCAGGGAGUUGGUGUGUGUGUGUGUGUGUGUGUGUGUGUGUGUGUGUGUGUGUGUGUGUGUGUGUGUGUGUGUGUGUUCCUAACUCAAAUGAAUUUCACUGAUUUUUAUUAUUGUUAUUUUUCUUUUAUUCUUUUUCUUAGUCUGUUUUGCGUCUUUCGUAUUUUUUCCCCAUGUUUUCCUGUUUCAUGUUAAGUUAAUUUUGGUGGAGAGGGAAAUGUAAAAUGUAAUAUAUUGUUUGUAUGA